Messenger RNA from Capronia coronata CBS 617.96, 1188 nucleotides. RefSeq names its product 2-oxoisovalerate dehydrogenase E1 component, alpha subunit. Gene Ontology annotation, biological process: branched-chain amino acid catabolic process. Gene Ontology annotation, molecular function: oxidoreductase activity, acting on the aldehyde or oxo group of donors, disulfide as acceptor. Lineage: Eukaryota; Fungi; Ascomycota; Eurotiomycetes; Chaetothyriales; Herpotrichiellaceae. Bases 1 to 1188 code for a protein of 395 amino acids. The transcript has a single exon. The record is from RefSeq and is a predicted model, not a curated record.
AUGAAGUUUCAGAAUCCAGCCGAGGAGAAUGCUAUGCCUACGUACAGGAUUAUGGAUGCCGAUGGAAAUGUCGUGGAUCAAACGAGAGACGUUGAAUCAAUUCCUGACGCAGAAAUCAUUCAGUGGUACCGAAACAUGCUGACCGUCAGCAUUAUGGAUCUGAUCAUGUUUGAUGCUCAACGGCAGGGUCGGACCAGCUUCUACAUGGUAUCUGCAGGCGAGGAAGGGAUUGCUGUGGGAUCCGCGUCCGCCUUAUCCCUGGAUGAUGUGUGUUUUCUACAAUAUCGGGAGCAAGGUGUUCUGGUGCAACGAGGAUUUACUUUGAAGCAAAUGAUGAGCCAGCUUUUCGCAAAUAGAGACGACUACGGCAAGGGACGCAACAUGCCGGUGCAUUACGGCAGUGGCAAGCUCAAUGUGCACACCAUUUCAAGCCCUCUGGCGACGCAAAUUCCCCAAGCGUCUGGAGCUGCAUACGCCUUGAAGAUGCAACGGUUGAUCAAUCCUAACGUGCCACCCAGGAUCGUGGCCUGCUAUUUCGGCGAAGGGGCCGCAAGUGAGGGAGACUUCCAUGCGGCAUUGAACAUGGCGGCAACAAAGUCGUGUCCAAUUGUGUUCGUAUGUCGCAACAAUGGCUUUGCCAUUUCCACGGCAAGUAUUGAACAGUACAAAGGCGACGGGAUUGCCAGUCGCGGCUUGGGGUAUGGUAUUGAUACCAUCCGAGUAGAUGGAAACGACAUCUUUGCUGUUCGUGCGGUCAUGCAAGAGGCAAAGAGACGAGCUCUGGAGGGAGACUGCAAGCCCAUCCUCGUUGAAGCCAUGAGCUAUCGAGUCAGUCACCAUAGCACCAGCGAUGACAGCUUUGCCUAUCGAGCUAAACGGGAGGUGGAAGAAUGGAAACGAAGAGAUAAUCCUAUUACACGUCUACGGAAGUGGAUGGAGAAGAAAGGAAUCUGGGACGACGACAAGGAGAAGGAAGCCAGAGCAUCCAUCCGAAAAGAAGUUCUCCGAGAGUUCUCUGCCGCCGAGAAGGUCAAGAAGCCGCCUCUGCGGUCUCUCUUCGAAGACGUUUAUGAAGAUAUUACGCCUGAAGCUCGUGCACACAUGAGGCAGUUGAAGGAGCUGAUUGAGAAGUACCCGAACGAGUACGACGUGUCCCAAUUUGAGGGCGGCGUAAAGAGCUUGGAAUGA